CGGGCAGUCGGGCGGCGGCGGCGAUGCGGCGGCCCCGCUGAGCCCCCCUGCUCCUGGCGCCGGGGGCCGGGAGUGCGCGCGCGAGGCGGCCCGGGCCGGGCGGCAGCAUGCGGAGCGGCGAGGAGCUGGACGGCUUCGAGGGCGAGGCCUCGAGCACCUCCAUGAUCUCGGGCGCCAGCAGCCCGUACCAGCCCACCACCGAGCCGGUGAACCAGCGCCGAGGGCUGGCCGGCCUGCGCUGCGACCCGGACUACCUGCGCGGCGCGCUCGGCCGCCUCAAGGUCGCCCAAGUGAUUUUGUCCCUAAUUGCGUUCAUCUGCAUUGAGACCAUCAUGGAGUGCUCCCCGUGCGAAGGCCUCUACUUUUUCGAGUUUGUAAGCUGCAGCGCAUUUGUGGUGACUGGAGUCUUGCUGGUUUUGUUCAGCCUCAACCUUCACAUGAGGAUCCCCCAGAUCAACUGGAACCUGACAGAUUUGGUCAAUACGGGACUCAGCACUUUCUUUUUCUUUAUUGCCUCCAUCGUACUGGCUGCUUUAAACCACAAGACCGGAGCAGAGAUUGCCGCCGUGAUAUUUGGCUUCUUGGCCACAGCAGCUUACGCGGCGAGCACUUUCCUGGCUGUGCAGAAGUGGAGAGUCAGCAUCCGCCAGCAGAGCGCCAAUGACUACAUUCGAGCCCGCACUGAGUCCAGAGAUGUGGACAGUCGCCCGGAGAUCCAGCGCCUGGACACGUGAGGACCCCCAGAGUCCUGCUUCCACCACAUGCCCACCUGUCCUUCAAUCAAGUUUUCUUUCUCUCAGCACAUUAGAUCUUCAUGUGAUUCCGUUGAAUUUUGUCCCCUUUGGUAAAAAUUCACUUUGGGAAAGGCUGUCCAUAGUGGCCCGGUGGGCAACUCUGUGUGGCUGGAAAGGCCUGCAUCCUCUGGCCCUGGGUGGCUGUGGGGGCAGUAGCCCCACUGACCACCCACGUCCACUCUAGGUCUCAGCUGUCCCAGAGCACUGGCUCUCAUCCCAGAGCCACGUUGUCAUAUAUAUUUGUGAUGAGUCAGAACUUUGGGUCAAAUGGGCUGCUAAGAGGGGGAAGUGCAUGUCAGGACAUGAAGGUGUAGGGUUGUUACGGUCUCAGCCUUGAUUUCUGGGCAGUCCCUGUAGUGUGCUCUGGGUGGAUGUUGAGUCUGUGUGCCAGGAUCCACCCUCAUUGUCUUCCAUACCUGGGGUGCCCGGGUCGUCAGCACAGCCUGAAGGCCACAUGGGACUCUGGGGGUCUUGGUGAUGGAUCUCUUUGUGUGGUCUGUGUGUUGCAAGGACAGGAAAAAGCUGGUAUUCUGUGGGGACAGUUCCAUGGGAUACUGACUCUUGGAAGGGUCUCCAUUUUUCUCCUACCUUGCUGAGAAAUCACUUGAUUCUUCCUCAAAAGAACCACCUUCCUGAGUCCCAGACUCUUCCAGUGAUAUGAAGACCAUUUUGUUUGCCAGUUUUCCUGCCUACCCUAAACCUGGAGGCUGAAUUGCAGUUUCUGCAAUUUUACCUUCUCAGGUAAAAGCCACGAAGGAAACACAGCCCCAUUCCGCCAGCCAAAGCACUUGCCAGCCUGCUGGCCUCCUGGACCACAUAUGGGAAGUAUGUAUGUAUGUGUGUGUGUGUGUGCACUACAAAUCAACACACACACACACACACACACACACACACACCUGUUUUAUGGAUAUGAACUGAUUUGCUCAAUGCCAGAGAAGAGUUCUAAAGUGACGCUGGGUAGACUUGUCCAGGAUUCGAGCAUACUUGAAUUUGUACCAGGGCAUGUCCUUCCACGGACGUUCCAAGGCACUAACUGUUGCUUUGGAUGUUAUCAUGAACAUCAAUCUUGGAAGCUGUUGGGGGGAAAAAUCCUACUUAAGGUUUUUGAUUGGUUCUUGAUAAAGUGAGAAUUAUUUUUGUGGUGAACGAGUUAAAUAAGCCUCUAGGAUGCUGUAGUUUUUGUGUUUUAGAGACUAAUUUUAUCUUUUAUGGCAAAAUGAUCUUAAUUUGUCAGGUUUUUCACUCUAAACCAUUAUGUUUACAGAUCUCACUCUAGCUCUGAUAUUUUGGGUUGAGUCCUAUUGAGGAAAAGACAACUGUUGGCAGGAAGGUCUUGCAGGAUCUUGUACCAGGAUGACUCACAGUGCCACAGUGUGCCGUGGACUAAACAGUCAAGAAGGGGCUGGGGAGGAGAACCUGUGACACAUCCCUCCCUGAGCCUGUGUGGCACUGCAGUCUUCAGGAAAGAACAGCAUCUGAGUUAACAGUGAAGAGGGGCUGCCGGCCAGCAGAUGUCAUGUCUGGUGGUCAGGGCCAAAGGUCAGCUCCUUAAACCCAGUGUCCAGCACAGUCCAGUUCUGCUGCGGUUCCUGUCUGGGGCAGUGGCCCAGGUCACAUGGCCAAGCUUGUGUCUGGUUUCAGGGGUUGAUCCAGCUAGUCUAGUGGUAACUCCUACCCCUCCCCACUUCUCCCACAGAGGGCAGUCUGGGUCUGGCCCCAUGCCCGGUGAGUCUGGUAGAGCCCACUUCACAUGUCUGUCUGAGUCAGAACACCUCGUGCUUCCCCAGCUUUGAAUCUAUUAGAUGGGGUGAUAUGGGGGGAAUGAUGGCAUCUGGAUUUUAUCUGUUCAUUUCACAUGUUUAUUUGGUAUUUGUUGAGUGUGUCUGCAUGAUCAAAAUUGGGCUUAUCUCCCUUUGAGAAUUCCAUUCAAAAUCACUUCACAAAGACCCGGCCAUGUGUCAGCUGGGUCCCACUUAAAGGACCACCCUGAGCUUUAUCAGGAAUCUUCUGGGAGUCAUGUUACUUGGCCUCAGUAGAAGGCCACCUUUGAAGUGAGUCUGAGAAAAAACUAUUUAGGCUGGUUGUUGCCUGAGUUUCCCCAUGACUUCAGCGAAGCCAGUUUCUCAUCUGGUGAAAAGGAACAAUGCCUGCCUCCUGAGGAUGUGCUUUCAGCUGAAAGGAAGAGUUCUGAGGUCUAUGAAGACAGCAAGUACCCCGGGAGGCUAGGGAGCCAUGCCGCCUUGUGCCCAGACAGACUCGGGAGUUAAUUUGCAUCUUAGAGAUAGAAAUCUUUGGCAUUAUUUAUGUCCUAGUAACUAUUUAAUUCCUUUGUGAUAUGAGGCUUACCCAGGGGUUUUGUAAAUGUAUUUCCUUGUUCUAUUUAAUUAGUUCCCAUCGAAUCAGAAGUGGCCCAUACACUUUCUGCAUGUACUGAGUGUACUGAGGGCAUGGCCUGAGGAAAAGUAAAGCAUGCUGCUCAUCUGCAGCCACGUCAAGGCACCUGUAGAGUUUUCUUAUGUAGUCUCCAGGUUUGGGAUCUUAAAUUGAUCUCUGAAAAUUGAAGGAAAAGUGUGUGUGUGUGUGUGUGUGUGUGUGUGUGUGUGUGUGUGUGUG
Messenger RNA from Perognathus longimembris pacificus (Pacific pocket mouse), 3407 nucleotides. RefSeq names its product CKLF like MARVEL transmembrane domain containing 4 (gene Cmtm4). The transcript has 4 exons. Bases 108 to 734 code for a protein of 208 amino acids. Gene Ontology annotation, cellular component: membrane. The record is from RefSeq and is a predicted model, not a curated record. Lineage: Eukaryota; Metazoa; Chordata; Mammalia; Rodentia; Heteromyidae.